AUGUUCGCGCUGUCGUCCUUCGCCGGCAAGGCCAUGGUGGCCGCGCCCGCGGCCGCGAAGCGGACGAACAAGUCCGUCCGCGUGCAGGCCGCCGACCGCCCCAUGUGGCUCGUCGGCGCCGAGGCCCCCGCCCACCUCGACGGCUCCAUGCCGGGCGACUUCGGGUUCGACCCCCUGAACCUCGGCGCGGACGCCAAGGCACUGCGGUGGUACCGGGAGGCCGAGCUGCAGCACGCGCGGUGGGCGAUGGCGGCCGUCGCGGGCAUCCUCGUCCAGGAGAUCGCGGUGCCGGACAUCUCGUUCUACGACGCCCCGACCAAGAUCGACCUGCCGAUGGAUGUGCGCACGCUGGCGGGCAUCCAGUUCCUGCUCAUGCACUACGUCGAGAUCCGCCGCUGGAUGGACUUCCGCAACCCGGGCUCCGUGGACAAGGACCCGAUCUUCGGCGCCACGCUCCCGCCGCACGAGGUCGGGUACCCCGGCGGCAUCUUUGCGCCCGUCGUGCCGGGCGACCUGAACGAGCUCAAGGUGAAGGAGAUCAAGAACGGGCGCCUCGCGAUGCUCGCGCUCGUCGGGUUCUUCGCGCAGUACCAGGCGCAGGGCAUGGGCCCGCUCGGGUGCCUCGGGAAGCACCUCUCGGACCCCAACGCUUUCAACGUCUUCACCAAUGGCUCCUCGGUGCCCUUCCUCGCGGGCCUGUGA
Pedinophyceae sp. YPF-701 is the source of this 702-nucleotide messenger RNA. Lineage: Eukaryota; Viridiplantae; Chlorophyta; Pedinophyceae. The record is from the annotation of a GenBank genome assembly.